Molecule: messenger RNA, 4665 nt
Organism: Pangasianodon hypophthalmus (striped catfish)
Lineage: Eukaryota; Metazoa; Chordata; Actinopteri; Siluriformes; Pangasiidae
Gene: foxg1a
Product: forkhead box G1a
Exons: 2
Coding region: 554-1774 (406 amino acids)
Biological process (GO): regulation of transcription by RNA polymerase II
Cellular component (GO): nucleus
Molecular function (GO): DNA-binding transcription factor activity; sequence-specific double-stranded DNA binding
Source: RefSeq, a predicted model, not a curated record
AAUAAUGUCCGAUACAGGAAGUAGUACCUCAGUGUCCACACCCACACACACACGCGGCAUGGAAACAAAUGUGAGGCGUGCGGGUGUGUUGAAACAGCACUCUAAAAUUAUCUAAAGCUGCGGAACGGAUCGAGGUUAUGUGGUGUGUUUUUUCGUGGUAGGGGUUUGGUGCAGAAAUGCGAGCUCGCUGUUGACUGUGUGCGCGAGUUUCCGUGUGUAUCCUUACGCGCUCGAGCGGCCGUUAAGAGCUGCGCGCUGAUUGGCUGCAGUCAAGGAGGACGCUUUAAUACUUAUGGUGCUGUGGUUGGCUGCAGACUGUAAAGGUUCAAGCAAUUUUUUUACAGCUUAGUGUCUGUGGCACCGUAAUUAAUUGUAGCUAGCCGUCUCUUAUCGAUGCGUUUGGAAGGAACAUGAAAUAGCUGUUGUGCUGUGGUGUUUUUUUUUUCUUUUUUAAUCAGAGGACUUUACCGGUCGGCCUUAGAGAGUAGAGAUCCAACUGUGCUGCUGCUGCUACUGCUACUGCUGCUGCUUGCUAUUUCUACCUUUACGUGUGAUGUUGGAUAUGGGAGAACGGAAAGAAGUGAAAAUGAUUCCCAAAUCAUCGUUCAGUAUAAACAGCCUGGUGCCUGAAGCCGUCCAGAGUGACAACCACCACAGGACCAUCCCCGAGGAAGAAGAGAAAAUCCCUUUACCCAUAGCGCAGGAGGCGAAGUCGGAGAACACUUGCGCUAAAAGUGACAAUCCUGAACCAACUUGCACGGACGAUAAGGAAAAACAGGAGGAAAAAAAAGACUCUAAAGAGGGCGAGGGAGGCAAAGACGGCGAAAAGAAAAACGGCAAGUACGAGAAACCUCCUUUUAGCUAUAAUGCCUUAAUCAUGAUGGCCAUCAGGCAAAGUCCGGAGAAACGGUUAACGCUGAACGGCAUUUACGAGUUCAUUAUGAAAAAUUUUCCGUACUACCGGGAGAACAAGCAGGGCUGGCAGAACUCCAUCAGGCACAACCUAAGUCUGAACAAGUGCUUUGUCAAAGUUCCGCGGCAUUAUGAUGACCCGGGUAAAGGGAACUACUGGAUGCUCGACCCUUCAAGCGACGACGUGUUCAUCGGCGGCACGACGGGAAAACUUCGGCGGAGAUCCACCACGUCGCGGGCCAAGCUGGCGUUCAAGCGCGGCGCGCGGCUCACCUCCACCGGCCUCACGUUCAUGGAUAGAGCUGGCUCUCUAUACUGGCCCAUGUCGCCGUUCCUUUCACUGCACCAUCCCAGGGCAAGCGGCGCCCUGAGCUACAACGGCACCUCCUCGGCCUACCCCAGUCACCCGAUGUCCUAUAGCACCAUGCUGACGCAGAACGGUUUGAGCAACAACCACUCGUUCCCGGCCUCGAAUGGCCUGAGCGUGGACAGACUCGUGAACGGAGAGAUCCCGUACGCCACGCAUCACCUGACCGCGGCCGCGCUGGCCGCAUCUGUGCCCUGCGGCCUCUCAGUGCCCUGCUCAGGGACCUACUCGCUCAACCCGUGCUCAGUGAACCUGCUGGCGGGACAGACUGGCUAUUUCUUUCCCCAUGUGCCGCAUCCUUCCAUGAGUUCACAGGGCAGCACGUCGAUGAGCUCCCGCACCGCUUCUUCUUCGUCGCCGCAGGCGGCCGCGUCUCUCCCGUGCGAGUCUUUAAGGCCUACACUACCGAGCUUCUCUUCGGGACUUUCCGCCGGACUGUCUGAUUACUUCACACAUCAGAACCAAGGCUCUACGUCCAAUCCUCUUAUACACUAACUGUCAUCCCGAAGGAUGAAGACUUGCUUGAGCUGCAAUGGAAAAUCUGCGCAAACAAAAGGAUGCGGCUGCCGUCUCGCCUUCCCCAGCUGGGCGGAACACGCAGGCCAUCGCCGCCAAUUUCACAGCCCAAUUAUCUACUUGCAUUCAGGGGAGUUGACUAAACAAACAGCGGCCCCGCUGCGCCCCGAGAGCUCGCCGAGUCACGCGAGACCCCUGCGAGAUCAAUCCUAGCCGCACCGAGCACCUCUGAGCAUCAGCACUGCAUGUAUGCGCCAUGGGCCCAUCGAUCACUAUACGCGCCUUAAAGCCAGUCCAUUUAUGCACCUGUUUACUUAUUUGUCCUCGACUUAAUUACGCACCCACGCAGUCUGCGCACUGACCCGGAGUUGGGCCAAAGUUGUUUAUAGCAAUUAUGAGUCACGUUUCACUUUUUUUUGUUUUCUUCCUUCCUUCCCUCCCUCUGUCUCUCUCUCUCUCUCCCUCUUUCAUACACCGCAUGGCCAGACUGUCGUGGUCAGACCACUGUCAAUUGCUCUUGUGCUGCUAUUAGGGCAGACAUGGCUUCGGCGCCUGAAAGGGAAAAAAUCAAUGCCACCGUGAUUAGACCGAUGACAGCAAAUUCACAGUUUCAUCCGGGAGUGUUCAGACAGAGACGAGGUGUGCGGCAAAUAAGGCGCACUUGUCUGCACACAAAGGAAAAGUCCUCCCGUCUUUGUUUAUAAGGUGUAAAGAUCCGACAAUGAUUGUUGGGUUUCUGGAGACUUUCUGGCCGUUUACAUCGUCAGCAUCGCAUGAAAGGAGACGUGUGGCAAAUUUCAGUGCAACUUCAUAGUCUGUUGAGAUUUCUUUACCUUUACACCAUUUCAUUUCAAAAAACAAGCAUUCAGUGUACAUGUACAGUAACCCCUGCAGGCCCAGCCUGUCCAGAGCCACACGGCCAGCUGCGCUUACAGGCUUCCUCAGCUGCAGCCUCAAAUAAUAAUCCUAUUACUAUUAUUAUUAUUAUUAUUAUUAUUAUUAUUAUUAUUAUUAACAACAACAACAACAACAAUAAUAAUAAUAAUAAUAAUAAUAAUAAUAAUAAUAAAAUGUACUAUUGUAGCCUACUGUUUAAAACCCGAGUCAGUGCAAUGCUGUGAGUUAAAUUAUGAUCUUAAAGUGUUGUAAGCUAAGCUAGCCUGUGUUGCCACAUUGUGCGCUACGGGGAGGUGGGCCUUUUGUUUAUUAAUCGCGCGAUCUUGUUUGGAGAAACUUUGUGGAACGGGAAAUGGAAACACCCCCCUGCACCCGGGGCGGAUAUUAUUAAGCAGCAUGGGGCGGCUCGGUUCACGUCACGCGGCCUUCACGAGCUGAACGCGGCGGGACCGCGCGCGCGCUCUAACGGGCCAAUUGGCGUCGCGGAGCGCGCUUUUCUGCUUGCCAAUCGGUGGCUCUCCUCUUACUGCGGCUGCCAUGGCAACCCGCUCUUUAACCGGCAGCCCCCUCACAUUACAGCGUCGCGCGCUUCCGUCGUGAUUGGUGACUCGGGGAACCAAACGAGGGGAGAGCGGUUUCCACAAAACAAGAGCCAUCAUUUCGUGUGUGUGUGUGUGUGUGCGCGUGUCUAACACCGACACGUUCCCGUGAUGAGGCGCACAGAAAAGCAGACAGGAACAAGAUAAGACAAGGCCAGCUGCGAAUGUGAAUUUGCUCCGAGGCAUUUGUUUGGGGUUACAGUUGGGUAUAAAAUUGGAAGGGUGCUAACACAGUUUUGUUUAGUCUAGCUUAGCCGUAUCCUCAAAGCAAAUCCACAGCAGCGCACUAACAUCAACAGUAUAGCGCACACUCUCAGGCACAAGCCUCCGAGUCGCCUCGCCUUGUUCUUCACUCAGACAUAGCGGCAGGCGAGCACACUGUACCGUCCCUGUGCUGCUGCCAUCCAACACAUCUGCUCUACCUGAAGCCGCAGGUGGUGGGCCUUUAAUUAGCUUUCAUAUAAAGUUCUAAAGGUACAUCCCUCAUCCUUAAGGUCCAGUCAUGUAGCGUCAUAUAUUUUAAAUGUAGACUAUAUUGACACGUGCAGGUGAAAGCUAGGCUCCACAUGCUGCUGUCCUGACCGAGCAGCUCGGCGAUAAGGAGAGUGCAGCUCGGUCCCCUUAUUUCUGAGAGGGUAGGUCUAGCCUUCUGAAUAGACAGAGUAGACACGAAUUAAAUUAUUCACUACGAACUAGCCCACUAUGUUUCCAAAACAACUCCAAGAAAUCUCUUUAAAGUGGCACCUAUUGUUGUUUUCCAUAAACUGAAAGCGCAUGUUAGCGUUCUGCAUAGAGCUGUCCACAGACCUGCAGCAGACUGCACACUGGUUUACUUUCAGAUGUGCAGAAGCGCGUCCACACGUAAGAGGUGAUGUCCUACAUGUUACGAAGAAAUGGCCAACUACACGUACAUAUUUAGCACGGUAGUAAACCUUUUAUUUGGACGCAGCUUUUUUUUAAUUAUUAUUAUUAAUUUAUUUUUUAAACAUUCCCCAGCCUCCAGCAGUUCCGCAGUGCUGUGCGCGCCUUGGAGCAUGCGCAGAGAGCAGCAGCGGCGGCGGCCUCGCGCGGCUCGUCAUCUUAAUCCUCCGCUCUCACCUGCUCUGGCCCGGAAUGCACUCAUAUAUCAACCUGCGGGCCACACCGAGCCACUCCAGCCCAGUAAAGCGAUAUCCCGGGGUGUCAUGCUGAAAAUUAGACUUGGAUUUGAGUGAAGAGACUCCCUCCCCACGGCGACCUGCGUGCCAGAGUAGAAGCCUUUAUUCAACACAGAUGUGCUCACAUAUAUACACGGCAUGAAUGUGUGCGCAUGUUUUCAGACGAGUAAUCUGUGCUGAAGAGACAAAGAAUUAAUCACGCGUGUUUAGGGUUAUU